This is a messenger RNA of Drosophila guanche, 2497 nucleotides long. It is a transcript of the gene NAAT1, whose product is annotated as sodium-dependent nutrient amino acid transporter 1. Gene Ontology annotation, biological process: sodium ion transmembrane transport. The coding region runs from base 225 to 2186 and encodes 653 amino acids. NCBI's taxonomy places the organism in Eukaryota, Metazoa, Arthropoda, Insecta, Diptera, Drosophilidae. Gene Ontology annotation, molecular function: L-amino acid transmembrane transporter activity. The record is from RefSeq and is a predicted model, not a curated record. Gene Ontology annotation, cellular component: membrane. The transcript has 8 exons.
AACAUUCUCAGUUCUAGCCGUGGCAUUCGCGGCACCACAACCACUCCAUCGAAAGCCAGUGACCAUAACCACGGAGCCAUAACCAGAGCCAAGGGCUGAGAUCGGUUUGGCCCAUGAAAUGUGUUUAAUUACCAAUUGCAAUUAAAACAGUUUCAAGUGCACAGAGAACGUCACAAGAGCAGAGAGUCGCUGUUUCAAAUUGUGCCACAAAGCGGAGCUUCAAAAUGGAACUGAAAGGUGUUCAUCAGCAGAAUGGCAACAGCAAUGGCAACAUCGGUGCUGCUGCAGGACCAGAAGGAGAAGAAUCAGCACCAACAACACAGACACCGACAGCAACAGCAACAGAAACCACAACAGAAAAGGUGGAUGCAGAGAAGCAGCAGGCCGAGCGUUCCAAUUGGGGCAAUGGCCUGGAGUUUCUCAUGUCCUGCAUAUCGGUGUCCGUGGGUCUGGGCAAUGUCUGGAGAUUUCCCUUCACGGCCUACGAGAAUGGUGGCGGUGCCUUUCUCAUACCCUACAUCAUUGUGCUCUUCCUGAUUGGCAAGCCCAUGUACUACCUGGAAAUGAUCAUGGGACAGUUCACCAGUCAGGGCACUGUGAAGAUCUGGUCGGUGGUCCCUGGCUUUGUGGGCGUGGGCUAUGGCCAGGCCUUUGCCACCAUCUGCAUCAUCACCUACUACUCCUCCCUGCUGGCCCUGACGCUCUACUAUCUGUUUGUGUCCUUCCAAUCGGUGUUGCCCUGGUCCUACUGCUGGGACGACUGGAUUAACUGUGUGAACUCGAGGCCCCAGGAGGAAACGGAUAGCCUGCUCUUCAGCAGUAGUAAUAUUACCGCCCUGGCGAACACGGACACGGACACCGGGAAGCUUCAGAGCAGCUCCGAGCUCUAUUUUCUGAAUGUGGUGAUCAAGGAAAAGCUGGACAUAUCCGACGGCAUUGGUGACCCCGACUGGAAGCUAACGUUGGCUCUGUUUGUGUCCUGGGUGGUCAUCUUCCUGGUGAUCAUGCGCGGUGUUAAGAGCUCUGGUAAGGCUGCCUACUUUCUGGCCCUGUUCCCCUACGUGGUGCUAUUCAUUCUGCUGGUCAGGGCCGUCACCCUGGAGGGUGCACGGGACGGCAUCAUCUUCUUCCUGGAGCCGCAAUGGGGGGAGCUUCUGAAUCCCACAGUGUGGAAGAAUGCCGUCGUCCAGUGCUUCUUCUCGCUUGCUGUCGGCUCGGGCCCGAUCAUCAUGUUUGCCUCUUACAAUCGCUUCGAUCAUGGCAUCUACAGAGAUGCGAUGAUUGUUACCACACUGGACACGCUGACGAGUCUGCUGGGCGGCAUUACCAUCUUUGCGAUUCUCGGCAAUCUGGCGCACAAUCUGCAGAUCGAGAAUAUCCGCGAUGUGGUGCGCAGUGGCACUGGACUGGCAUUCAUCUCGUAUCCUGAUGCCAUAUCCAAGUUCCAGGCGGUGCCACAGCUCUUCUCGGUGCUCUUUUUCUUUAUGCUAUUUGUCCUGGGCAUUGGAUCGAUUGUGGCCCUGCAGAGCACGAUUGUGACGAUCCUUUGCGAUCAGUUCAAGAGCUGGAAAUACUGGAAAGUGGCGUUGGCCACCUCCAUGUGUGGCUUCCUUAUGGGCCUGGUCUAUGUGACUCCAGGUGGACAGUGGAUCCUGACGCUGGUGGACUUUUAUGGCGGCACCUAUGUGGUCUUCAUCUUGGCCAUCUUCGAGCUGGCAGGUAUUGUCUGGAUCUAUGGCCUGCAGAACUUUUGCGAUGAUAUCGAGUUCAUGUGCAACCGAAGGGUGUCCCUCUACUGGCGCGUCUGCUGGUCCUUCUUCACGCCCGUCAUGAUGAUUGUCAUCUUCAUCUACUCGAUGGUCACCAUCGAGCCCAUUACCUACAGCGAACAGUACUUCCCGGAGUCCGCAAAUGUGGCUGGCUGGCUGCUGUUUGGCAUCGGAGCCGCACAAUUCCCACUUUGGUGGAUGUGGCACAUUUCCCAUCACAGGGAGGGCAGCUUGGGACAAUCUUUUGUGGCCUCGCUACGACCCAGCGACAAGUGGGGUCCGGCCAAUCCCGAGACGAGACGUGAAUGGGUGAUCUUCAAGAACGAUAAGGCCGCCCAGAGAGCCACCAAGAAGCAGUCCUCCAAGUUGGGCGCCUUCUGGCAAAAGCUGGGCCACUUCUGUGGUAGCAAUAACUAGGAGAGUAGAUGUCCAGAUUAGAUCUGCGAUAUCUGAGUUUAGGUUUAUGUUAGUUAUAUGCCAUUAUCAGUCUCCAUGAAGCCAUCACAAAUGCCGACACAAAGCGAUACACCCACAGAGACACUUCAAUCGAUUAUAUCGAGUGGAGUGCAGUGGACUGGAGUGUAGUGAUUGAUCCCCAGUUAGCAUCAUUUACAUAUAUGUCUAAAUGUAUUAUUUAAAUUCCAUCCCCCCUUUUUUUUUCUUCUUUGUUAUCCUGUGUAAAAAUUGUUUCGUAACAGAUAAUAAAUUAUGAUACUCGUAAAUCAAAA